Messenger RNA from Rhododendron vialii, 1778 nucleotides. RefSeq names its product heat shock factor protein HSF30-like. Bases 159 to 1406 code for a protein of 415 amino acids. The record is from RefSeq and is a predicted model, not a curated record. Gene Ontology annotation, cellular component: nucleus. Gene Ontology annotation, molecular function: DNA-binding transcription factor activity; RNA polymerase II cis-regulatory region sequence-specific DNA binding. NCBI's taxonomy places the organism in Eukaryota, Viridiplantae, Streptophyta, Magnoliopsida, Ericales, Ericaceae. Gene Ontology annotation, biological process: regulation of transcription by RNA polymerase II. The transcript is spliced from 3 exons.
UCCCCCACCUCCUCCCUAUUUCUCUAUGUAUAAGACCUCGAGACACUUUGGAGUACACAUUCAUGGACAAAGUCCCAUUGUAGUGGAAACAGAUAUAAAACCCAUUUGGAAACUAAUCCCAAUCCCUCCCUCUCUUUGCAAAUAUCCAAACUCUAACUAUGGAGGAGCAGAAUAUCAAUAUGGCUGAUGAAGAAGGCCGUGGGAUCGGCGGCGGAGGGGAUUUUUUGUACGGGGAAAAUGGAGUGAAAAUCGCCAUGGUUAAAGAAGAGCCAGAGAUUCUGCUAGACGGUGAAACUGAUCAUAUGGGAGGUGAAACUGCCGGUGGGUGUUUUCCUGCUUCGCCGGUGUCGGUCCCGGCGCCCAUGGAGGGGCUCCAUGAAGUAGGACCUCCACCGUUUCUGAAGAAGACGUACCAGAUGGUUGAAGACCCAGAAACUGAUGGGAUCAUUUCGUGGGGCUUCGCCAAGAAAAGCUUCGUAGUUUGGGAUCAGCACGAGUUCUCCAGCACUCUUCUGCAAAAGUACUUCAAGCACAAUAACUUCUCCAGCUUCAUUCGCCAGCUCAACACUUAUGGUUUCAAGAAGAUCGAUUCGGACAGAUGGGAAUUCGCAAACCAAGGGUUUCAAGGAGGGAAGAAGCAUUUGCUGAAGCACAUUAAGAGGAGGAAGCAAAACCUUCAAAAUUCGCAUCAACAAGGACCAAUGAGACCUUUGUCUGACGGUCCACUGUUCUGCAUGGAGACCGAGCUUGAAAAGCUUAGGGACGAUCGAAACAAAAUGGAAACAGAAAUUGUCGAGCUGAAACAACAGCAAGAGAGUGCAGAUAGUUGCUUGGCUGGUAUCAAGCAGAGAAUCGAAAACACCGAGUGUAAGCAACAGCAGAUAUUUGUGUUUUUGGCCAAAGCAUUCGCGAACCCAGUGUUUCUUAACCAAUUUGUCCAGCUUCUGAGGCAUAAAAGAAAUCUCCCUGAUGGCCAAGUCGCGAAGAAAAGGAGAUUAGUUGCCCCGGGAAGCAAUGAGAACGCGGUGGAAGCCAUGGAUGCUACUGGCAAUGGGGAAAAAGCAAAUGGGAAGGGGCAAAAUCAGGAGGAACUGGCAACAGUACAAUCAGAAGUGAGCGCACCGUUUUCUGGUUCAUUGGAUGAUUAUGGGAGUCCUAAUGAAGAACAAAAGGCCAAUGUCAAAACUGAUCCUGGAUUUCAUAGGUCCGAUUCGGGGCCCGAGAACUUUAUCUUGUGGGAGAAGCUGCUUCAGGAUGAAAUGAUUUGUGAGAGUGACGAGCAAGUGGAAGCUGAGCUUGCACAUCAUCAGUCCAAAAUGGUGCUUGAGUUGGAGAAUUUGCUUGCUAAGUCGCCGGAGUGGAUCGGCUAUGGGAGGGAUUUGGAGGAGCAAGUGGGGUGUGUUUAAACAAAGCUGUCAAGUGAACAUGAGAGUAGAAGGUGUAGAUGGAUCAACUAAGAUAGGCCUUUCGUUUACUUUGCGAAGGAGUAGUUCAACCGAGGUGCCGGCAACAACUUGUGCAACCGGUUUCGGAGGAGAUGUUUAGAAUCGUGUUUCAUCGGCAUCGUUAAUUCUUGCCAUGUUUUCUUAUUUUCUUUCACUUCUGUCAAUUAUUUUAGGGAUUUGCUCUCUGGCUUUGUAUAUAGCAGUGUUGCCAUACAAGCUAUGGCAUAGUCUAUCUUAACUUGGUAGUUUCCAUCAACAUAUCUAGUUGAACGCAGGGGGUCUUUGAAGUUGCUACUUGUUAAAAAAUGCAUGGUUGCUAUUUGGUUGGAUAAA